Messenger RNA from Zasmidium cellare ATCC 36951, 645 nucleotides. RefSeq lists its product as uncharacterized. Lineage: Eukaryota; Fungi; Ascomycota; Dothideomycetes; Mycosphaerellales; Mycosphaerellaceae. The record is from RefSeq and is a predicted model, not a curated record. Gene Ontology annotation, cellular component: mitochondrion. The transcript has 2 exons. Gene Ontology annotation, biological process: cardiolipin biosynthetic process. Gene Ontology annotation, molecular function: phosphatidylglycerophosphatase activity. The coding region runs from base 1 to 645 and encodes 214 amino acids.
AUGAACAUCUCCGGCACCUUCAACAUCCUCCGUCUCCUCACAAACCCCUCCCUCUGCCUCCCCCACCACACAAUCUCCACAUUCGACCAACUCCCCAUCCCCCUUUCCCACGCCUUCACCAAACGAAAUGGCUCAGAAAAGACCAAGAACCCCGACAUUAGAGCCAUAGUCCUCGACAAAGACAACUGCUUCUCCAUCCCCAAACAAAACGAAAUCUAUCCAGCCUACGCCUCAAAAUUCGACGACCUCAAAAAGGCCUAUCCGGGCCCCAAACUCCUUAUAGUCUCCAACUCCAGCGGCACCUCCUCUGAUCCCAGCCAUAUCGAAGCCGAGCUCCUCGAACGGAACACCGACGUGCAUGUCCUGCGCCACGCGACGAAGAAACCCGGCUGCCACGCGGAAAUCAUGGAAUUCUUUCGAUCGAGGCCGGAGACUGGCGUGACGGAGGCCAGUCAGGUGGCGGUCGUGGGGGAUCGGUUGUUUACGGAUGUCAUGAUGGCGAACAUGAUGGGAAGUUAUGGGGUGUGGGUCAAGGAUGGGGUUGUGCCGGAUCAUGGGCUGCUCUCGCGUGUUGAGAAGGGGUGCUCGAGUUUUUUGCUACGGCGGGGAUAUGUGCCUCCUGAACCACGAAGCGAUUUUGAAUGA